AUGUCAGAUUCUAGAAAAUUCACCUGUGAACAGGAAUUGCCCCUCCACACCUCCACUAUGUCCAGCUGCUGCUGUUCUCCUUGCUGCCAGCCUACGUGCUGCAGAACCACCUGCUGCAGAACCACCUGCUACCAGCCUUGUUGCUGUGGAUCCAGCUGCUGCCAGCCCUGUUGUGGUGGGUCUAGCUGCUGUCAGCCCAGCUGCUGUGGGUCCAGCUGCUGCCAGCCCUGCUGUGGUGGGUCUAGCUGCUGUCAGCCCAGCUGCUGUGGGUCCAGUUGCUGCCAGCCCAGCUGCUGUGGAUCUACUUGCUGCCAGCCAGCUUGCUCUGCACCUGUGUACUGCUGUAGAACCUGCUACCUUCCCACGUGCGUCUGCCUGCCUGGUUGCCUAGCCCAGGGCUGUGGAUCCAGCUGCUGCCAGCCUUGCAGUUGUUGA
Molecule: messenger RNA, 435 nt
Organism: Tupaia belangeri chinensis (Chinese tree shrew)
Lineage: Eukaryota; Metazoa; Chordata; Mammalia; Scandentia; Tupaiidae
Product: keratin-associated protein 9-1-like
Exons: 1
Coding region: 1-435 (144 amino acids)
Cellular component (GO): keratin filament
Source: RefSeq, a predicted model, not a curated record